AUGGCCAAGGAGUGGCUGAUCUUCGCCUUGGGCACUAACAACUGGCAAGCCCCAGGACAGUUUGCCCCUGGGUCUGGUAUUCUCCACCAAGGCCAGCACAUUGCCAUGAACUCACUGGAAAACUGCCACUGCUACUCGAUUUGGCCCUCUGAUCUCCUAAAGACCCCAACGGAUCAUGACGACUACCGCGUGUACGAGAUUCCUCACCCGAUUCCGAUCUGUGAGAGUGUCGGACCACAGAGUAGCAAGCGAUGGCACUCUAUGGCGGACGAGGAAGUAACAAGCUACUGCGACAAUCUGCUGAAGGAGUGCACUGACUUCAUCGAGUACGUCGAGAAGAAGCACGGCAAGCGUAUCAACCUCUUUCUCGCUCAUCAUUGCUUCAUGAAUCCUGUGAUUUUGUCCGAGAUCAACGAGCGUCGUGUCGCACAGGGGAUUCCAAAGGUGCCACUUGUGGUCUUUGCGCAUGGCACAGCUCUCAAGAUGUACGAGAAUGAAAUCAACAAGUUACCAGAGUUUCCUAUGAAGUACUACGACUGGAUUCGCGGCACGAAGAAUAUCUUCGAGAGCGCUGCUCAUGUCUCCGGUGUUUUUGCCGUCUCGGGACCGCAGAAGAACAGCUUUGAAAAACUGUUCCCCCUUUUCCCCAAAGAGCGCGUCGCCAUCACACCCUGCGGUUACAAUCAGCUGGUAUUUCAUCCAAUACAAGGGAUGACACGCGAAAAGGCUUUCGGUCACAUGCCCCAGGUUCUCUACGACGGAUUUGAUGCCACCCAGCUCUCAUCUGUGCAGCGCCACGUGGGUUCUGAUCAAUGCAUCCCGGACGUGAACGCUUACGACAGAGUCGUUGUUUUUUGUGGGCGCUUUUCUUACUGGAAGCGGAUCGACUCCGUCCUAAAGGCUGCCAGUAGGUGGGAAAAAGAGGACAAGAAGAUCCUUACUCUGAUCUUUGGUGCCGGCUCUCAGGAAACUCGAAAGCUGUAUGUGGACAUGGCCUAUCAGAUGCUAGGGCUGAAAGAUACCUUCUUCCUAGGACCUCAGAGCCAGCCUGAUCUCGCCAACGUCUACACUGUCGCGGAUGUUUCUGUGUUCCCGAGCCAUGAUGAGCCCUUCGGACUUGUGUUCAUCGAGUGCAUGGGGUGCGGAACACCCGUGAUCGGCGCCAAAUCCGGUGGUCCGCUGGACUUUGUCAACGACCAGGUUGGUGCCUUGGUGGACGAAGGUACAAAUGACGAGGUUGGUGAGCGUGUCUAUGCUGCGGUGAAGCAGGCUCUCGCGGAAGACUGGAAGAAGACAAAAGGUCCCCAAUGCGAGCAGUAUGCGUUUAAGAAGUUCAGCCUCACCUCACAGGGGAAGUUGAUGCUUCAAUUCGUGGAGAGCCAGUUUACCAAGUGA
Messenger RNA from Leishmania mexicana MHOM/GT/2001/U1103, 1395 nucleotides. RefSeq names its product sucrose-phosphate synthase-like protein. The transcript has a single exon. The coding region runs from base 1 to 1395 and encodes 464 amino acids. NCBI's taxonomy places the organism in Eukaryota, Euglenozoa, Kinetoplastea, Trypanosomatida, Trypanosomatidae. The record is from RefSeq and is a predicted model, not a curated record. Gene Ontology annotation, molecular function: glycosyltransferase activity.